Molecule: messenger RNA, 821 nt
Organism: Diuraphis noxia (Russian wheat aphid)
Lineage: Eukaryota; Metazoa; Arthropoda; Insecta; Hemiptera; Aphididae
Gene: Arf4
Product: ADP-ribosylation factor 2
Molecular function (GO): GTPase activity; GTP binding
Source: RefSeq, a predicted model, not a curated record
UGUGGCUGUUGUGUGCUUGAUCAAGACGAUUUUGUCUACGUUCUUUUAACACCGCUCGACUACCGACUACUGUCAUUAGAAACUCACUGACGUUUUUCAAUAAAUGGGUAUAUUGUUUUUAAAACACACACAAUGGGCUUAACAUUAUCAACAGUUUUCACCCGUUUGUUCGGUAAAAAACAAAUGCGCAUACUGAUGGUUGGCUUGGAUGCAGCUGGUAAAACUACCAUACUUUACAAGCUAAAAUUGGGCGAAAUCAUCACAACCAUACCGACAAUAGGAUUCAAUGUUGAGACAGUCGAAUAUAAAAAUAUUGCAUUUACAGUUUGGGAUGUGGGUGGUCAAGAUAAAAUCCGUCCUUUAUGGCGGCACUACUUCCAAAACACCCAGGGACUGAUAUUUGUCRUAGAUUCUAAUGAUCGAGAAAGAGUAGCAGAAGCAGAACGAGAGCUACAUAACAUGUUGCAAGAAGACGAUCUCAGAGACGCYGUAUUGUUAGUAUUUGCGAACAAACAAGAUCUUCCCAAUGCUAUGAAUGUAUCGGAUCUCACUAACAAACUUGGACUGAAUCAACUUCACCAGAGAAAGUGGUACAUUCAGUCUACUUGUGCAACUCAAGGCAAUGGUUUAUAUGAAGGAUUGGACUGGCUGUCAAAUGAACUAGCCAAAUAAAAUAUUGCACAUUGUAUUAACUGAAACAUCCUUUAAUCAUUGUUUAAGAUUAAUUCAUUAAUAGGUUUGAUCUUAAGAAUUUAAAAUAUUUUAUUAUUUAUUUAUUUCCUUGUUUCUAAGGACAUUAUUUUAAUAUUGGGAUAAUAUAG